Messenger RNA from Epithele typhae, 6693 nucleotides. RefSeq names its product acetyl CoA carboxylase. Lineage: Eukaryota; Fungi; Basidiomycota; Agaricomycetes; Polyporales; Epitheliaceae. The coding region runs from base 1 to 6693 and encodes 2230 amino acids. The transcript has 13 exons. The record is from RefSeq and is a predicted model, not a curated record. Gene Ontology annotation, biological process: fatty acid biosynthetic process. Gene Ontology annotation, molecular function: metal ion binding; ATP binding; acetyl-CoA carboxylase activity.
AUGUCCACUUACGAUCACUCCAAAGUCGCCCACUUCAUAGGCGGUAAUUCCCUCGAAAACGCCCCGUCCGGCGCAGUCACCGACUUCGUCAAGCAGCACGGCGGGCAUACAGUCAUUACGAAGGUCCUCAUUGCCAACAACGGUAUCGCCGCCGUCAAGGAGAUUCGUUCAAUUAGGCAAUGGAGUUACGAGACAUUCGGUACGGAGCGCGCCGUUGAGUUUACUGUCAUGGCUACUCCGGAAGAUCUGAAGGUCAACGCGGAGUACAUUCGCAUGGCCGACCGGUAUGUCGAAGUGCCGGGAGGCUCCAACAACAACAACUACGCGAAUGUGGACCUCAUCGUUGACGUCGCGGAGCGUGCCGGCGUCCACGCCGUCUGGGCCGGCUGGGGCCACGCGUCGGAGAAUCCAAAGCUUCCUGAAACUCUUACAGCCAACAAAAUUGUGUUCAUCGGUCCUCCUGGCAGCGCGAUGCGGAGUCUAGGCGACAAAAUCUCCAGCACUAUCGUGGCGCAGAGCGCACAGGUACCCACUAUGGCCUGGUCUGGCACUGGCAUCACGAAGACGCAGCUCUCCGACGCAGGGUUCGUGACUGUCGCCGACGACGUGUACCGUGCGGCAUGCGUGACGACUUGGGAGGAAGGUCUUGCGCGCGCGGAAGAGAUCGGCUUCCCGGUUAUGAUCAAGGCUUCUGAGGGCGGCGGAGGGAAGGGUAUCAGGAAGGUUGAAGCCGUGGAGACGUUCAAGAACGCGUACCAUGCGGUGGAGGGCGAGAUUCCAGGAUCUCCAAUCUUUAUCAUGAAGCUUGCUGGGCAGGCUCGUCAUCUGGAGGUUCAGCUCCUUGCUGACCAGUAUGGCAAUGCUAUCUCCCUGUUCGGUCGUGACUGCUCGGUUCAGCGCCGCCACCAGAAGAUCAUCGAGGAGGCCCCGGUCACCAUUGCAGGUCCCGAGACUUUUGAGAAGAUGGAACGCGCUGCGGUUAGGUUGGCGAAGUUGGUCGGUUAUGUUAGCGCUGGAACUGUGGAGUACCUUUACAGUCACGCAGAAGAUGUUUUCUACUUCUUGGAACUCAACCCUCGUCUCCAAGUCGAGCACCCGACGACUGAGAUGGUGUCUGGCGUCAACCUUCCUGCUGCCCAGUUACAGAUCGCUAUGGGUAUCCCGCUCCACCGCAUUCGCCAUAUCCGUCAGCUGUACGGCGUCGCUCACAGCGGUUCCUCUGAGAUUGACUUCGACAUGAUCGACCCGGAGGCAAGCAGCCUUCAGCGCAGGCCUCGCCCCAAGGGUCACGUCAUCGCUGUCCGCAUCACGGCCGAGAACCCUGACGCUGGCUUCAAGCCCUCUUCUGGUUCGCUGCAAGAGCUCAACUUCCGUUCGAACACCAACGUUUGGGGCUACUUUUCCGUCAACAGCGCCGGUGGUCUCCACGAGUUCGCCGAUUCUCAGUUCGGUCACAUCUUCGCGUAUGGUGAAGAUCGUGCCGAGUCGAGGAAGAACAUGGUCGUCGCCCUGAAGGAACUCAGCAUCCGUGGUGACUUCCGUACCACAGUCGAGUACCUCAUCAAGCUCCUGCAGCUCCGAGCGUUCGAGGAGAACACGAUCACCACAGGCUGGCUCGACUCGCUCAUCAGUGACAAGCUCACCGCGGAACGCCCUGACACUACUCUGGCCGUGAUCUGCGGAGCAGUUACGAAGGCCUGGAUGACUUCGGAAGAUUGUUGGACCGAGUACAAGCGCAUCCUCGACAAGGGUCAAGUCCCCUCUCGUGACGUCCUCAAGACUGUCUUCGGGAUCGAUUUCAUCUACGACAACGUCCGGUACUCCUUCACAGCCACGCGCUCUUCGCUUACUCUCUGGACGCUGUACUUGAACGGCGGUCGGACGAUGGUCGGGGCGCGAGGCUUGGCUGAUGGCGGCCUACUGGUUCUGCUUGACGGCAAGAGCCACUCUGUCUACUGGAGAGAGGAAGUCGGAGCGUUGCGUUUGAUGGUCGACUCGAAGACGUGCUUGAUCGAGCAGGAGAACGAUCCAACCCAACUGCGGAGUCCUAGUCCUGGAAAGCUUGUGCGCUUUCUUGUGGAGAGCGGCGACCACAUCAACGCCGGCGAGCAGUACGCCGAGAUCGAGGUCAUGAAGAUGUACAUGCCUCUGGUCGCUUCGGAGGACGGCAUCGUCCAGUUUGUCAAGCAGCCGGGUGUCAGCCUUGAACCGGGCGACAUUCUGGGUAUCCUCACCCUCGACGACCCUGCCCGCGUGAAGCAUGCGAAGCCUUUCGAAGGUCUCCUCCCUUCCUUGGGCGUGCCGAGCGUUGUCGGGAACAAGCCCCACCAGCGGAUGCAGUUCGACUUGGACGUCCUCAAUAACAUCCUCGACGGCUAUGACAACCAGGCUGUUAUGACCUCGACCCUCAAGGAUCUCCUCGAAGUUCUCCACAACCCCGAGCUGCCCUUCUCCGAGACCUCGGCCAUCUUGGCCUCGCUCUCUGGCCGCAUGCCGGCGAAGCUAGAGGACGGCGUCCGUGCGGCCAUUGACCUAGCCAAGAGCAAGGGUGACGCCGCGGAGUUCCCUGCGAAUCGUCUCAACAAGCUCGUCAUUCACUACAUGGAAGACAACAUCCGCCCUCAAGAUCGCACCAUGUUCCGCUCUCAGCUGGCGACGCUCAUCUCCGCGAUUGAACGGUACCAAGGCGGACUGAAGGCCCACGAGACCGACGUCAUCGCGAGUCUGCUAUCUCGCUACGAGGAGACCGAGAAGCUCUUCGGCGGUAGCAUCGAAGCGCGCGUUCUGGCUCUCCGCGAGCAGCACAAGGACAAGCUCGAUCAAGUCGCGUCGCUCGUUCUCAGUCACAUCAUGGCUCAACGAAAGGGUCGUCUCAUUAUAGCCAUCCUGGAGCAUGUCAAGAGCAGCGGUCUGACGGUGACCGACCCCAAUUCGCGUCUCUAUCAAAUUCUACAGGGUCUCGCCGCGCUCGAGGCUAGAUCUUCCACUCAGGUGUCUCUCAAGGCACGCGAGGUGCUCAUCUCAUGCCAGAUGCCGUCGUACGAAGAGCGACGUUCGCAGAUGGAGGCGAUCCUCAAGGCGUCGACCACCAAUAGCUACUAUGGUGAAGCUGGCUCUUCUGCAAGGGCGCUCUCUAUGGAAGUCCUCAGGGAACUCAUCGACUCACGCUACACUGUCUACGACGUGCUUCCCACGUUCUGGAACCAGUCGGAUCCCGAGAUCAUCCAUGCUGCACUGGAGGUCUACGUUCGUCGCGCGUACAAGGCGUACACGCUUCUCUCGGUUGACUACGAGGAAGGCGAUGGCGUGCACAAUGGGGAGUCUCCCGACAUUGUGACGUGGCGCUUCAACCUUGGCCAGUCGAACUCCCCACCUUCGACACCUCGUCUUGGGCGAGAUGAACCCCCUCGUAGACAAGCGUCUGUUAGUGACCUCACCUACCUGAUCAACACGCAUCAAAAGCAGCCGCUUCGUACUGGCGCGAUCGCAUCGUUCAUGAACCUCGAGGCUCUCAAGAGUGGCUUCGAUAAGGUAGCUGCGACGUUGCCUGUUUUCGACCCCCUGGAGUACCAGCAGCGCUACGGCGUCAACAACCAGCCCCCCAACGUCCUGAACCUGGCCCUGCGUAUCUUCAACGAGGCCGAUGACUUCUCCGAGGACGUCUGGUAUGAGAAGGUCUUGGAGCUCGUCAACAGCCGUCGUGAAGUCCUCACUCGUCGUGGCGUCCGUCGUAUCUCCAUCCUCAUAUGCCGGCCCGGCCAGUACCCCAUCUACUACACUCUCCGCGAGAUGGGUGGCAGCUGGAAUGAAGAGCAAGCUAUCCGUCAUAUCGAGCCCGCCCUCGCCUUCCAGCUCGAGCUCAGCCGCUUGUCGCACUAUAGGCUCACUCCUUGCUUCACUGACAACAAGCAGCUCCACAUCUACCACGCCGUCGCUCGCGAGAACCAGCUGGACAAUCGCUUCUUCAUCCGUGCCCUCGUUCGUCCUGGUCGCAUCCGUGGUAGCAUGAACACCGCCAGGUACCUCGUCACAGAGACGGACCGCCUCUUCACUACUGUUCUCGACGCGCUCGAAGUCGUCUCGGUCGAGCACCGCACCGCAGACUGCAAUCACAUCUUCAUGAACUUCAUCUACAACCUCCCCGUCACCUAUGAAGAUGUCCUCGAGGCUAUCUCCGGAUUCAUUGAGCGUCAUGGCAAGAGACUCUGGCGCCUUCACGUCACUGGUUCGGAGAUCCGCGUCGUUCUCGAAGACCAGGACGGAAACGUCACUCCGAUCCGCUGCAUCAUCGAGAACGUCUCUGGGUUCAUCGUCAACUUCCAUGGCUACCAGGAAAUCACCACCGACAAGGGCACUACCAUUCUGAAGUCCAUCGGCGAACGUGGCCCCCUCCACCUCCAGCCUGUCCACCAGUCCUACCCCACGAAGGAGUCUCUCCAGCCCAAGCGUUAUCAGGCUCACAACAUCGGCACCACUUACGUCUAUGACUUCCCGGAGCUCUUCUCGAAGGCGCUCAGCAACGUGUGGACCAAGGCCCAUGUCAUCAACUCCCAGUUGACGCCCCCGAAGCAAAUCUUCGAGUCGAAGGAGCUUGUUCUCGACGAGCACGACCAGCUCCAGGAGGUUAACCGUAUGCCUGGGAACAACACUGUCGGCAUGGUCGGAUGGGUCUUCACGCUCAGGACACCGGAAUGCCCUGACGGUCGUCGCACCGUGGUCAUCGCGAACGAUAUCACGUACAAGAUCGGCUCCUUCGGUCCCGCUGAAGACCAGUUCUUCUAUCUCGCCUCUCAGUACGCCCGCGAGCAGGGUCUUCCACGCAUCUACCUCUCUGCCAACUCCGGUGCACGCAUCGGUCUCGCUGAGGAAGUCAUGAACCUGUUCUCUGUCGCGUGGAAUGAUCCGGAACGCCCCGAGAAGGGCUUCGAGUAUCUCUACCUCACUCACGAAAACUUCCUCAAGGUUCAGGAGAAGGCGUCUGCUGCCAUCCGCACCACCGAGGUCGAGCAGGAUGGCGAACUCCGCCACAAGAUCACCGACAUCAUCGGCCUUCAAGACGGCCUUGGGGUCGAGUGUUUGAAGGGGUCUGGUCUCAUCGCUGGCGAGACGUCUCGUGCCUACGACGACAUCUUCACGAUCACCCUCGUCACCGCUCGCUCCGUCGGUAUUGGCGCCUACCUCGUGCGCCUUGGCGAGCGUGCCGUCCAGGUCGAGGGCCAGCCGAUCAUCCUCACGGGUGCUCCGGCGCUCAACAAGGUCCUCGGCCGUGAAGUCUACGCGUCCAACCUCCAGCUCGGCGGUACUCAGAUCAUGCACAAGAACGGUGUCUCUCAUCUCACCGCUGGCAGUGAUCUCGAGGGUGCAACUCACAUCCUUGAGUGGCUGUCGUACAUCCCCGAGUACAAAGGAGCCCCGCUUCCGACCCUCAACCUCGAUGAUACAUGGGACCGCGACAUUGGUUACGUUCCCCCCAAGGGUCCGUACGACCCGCGCUGGUUCAUCGAGGGGAAGAAGGACGAGCCCACCAACGACUGGCUUCCUGGCUUCUUCGACCGCGGCUCCUUCCAGGAGACCCUCAGCGGCUGGGCGCAGACUGUCGUUGUGGGCCGCGCUCGCCUCGGUGGUAUCCCCAUGGGAGUCAUAGCCGUCGAGACCCGCACUAUCGAACGCAUCGUCCCCGCCGAUCCCGCGAACCCCUCGUCCUUCGAGCAGCGUAUCAUGGAGGCUGGUCAAGUGUGGUACCCCAACUCGGCUUACAAGACUGCCCAGGCGAUCUUCGACUUCAACCGCGAGGGCCUUCCGCUCAUCAUCUUCGCCAACUGGCGCGGUUUCUCCGGCGGUCAACAGGACAUGUACGACGAGAUUCUCAAGCAGGGUUCCAAGAUUGUGGACGGCCUUUCGAGCUACAAGCAGCCUGUCUUUGUCUACAUCGUUCCUCAAGGCGAGCUUCGUGGUGGUGCGUGGGUCGUGCUCGACCCUUCGAUCAACUCGGAGCAGAUGGAGAUGUACGCCGACAUGGAAGCGCGCGCCGGCGUUCUUGAGCCUGAGGGUAUCGUCGAAAUCAAGAUGCGCCGCGACAAGAUCUUGAAGCUCAUGGAGCGCCUCGACUCGACGUACGCCAGCCUCAAGAAGGACAGCAUCGACCCUUCGAAGACCGCCGAGGAACGUUCUGCGGCUGCCGACGCCCUCGCCAGGAGGGAGCAGCUCCUCCAGCCGAACUACAAGCAGAUCGCGCUGCUCUACGCGGACCUUCACGACCGGACGGGUCGCAUGGAGGCCAAGGGCUGCGCCAAGCCCAUGAACUGGAAAGACGCGCGCCGUCGCUUCUACUGGGCGGUGCGAGCCAAGGUCGCUCGCUCUGCGGCCAUGGCCCAGCUGGUGGAGGCCAGCCCGGAGUCCACCUUCGAAUACCGCUCCCACCUGCUCGAGACGAUCGCCGGCAUCGAGAACGAGACCGAGACGCGCCCCAUCGCGGAGGCGCUGGAGAAGCUCGACUUGACCAACACCCUGACACAGCUCAAGGCCGACCACCUCGCUCGUCGCUUGAUGGAGCUCGCCAGCGAGGACAAGAAGGCGACCAUCAACAGCCUCGCGCGCCUCAUCGACGGCCUUGGAGACGACGAGAGGCUUGCCCUCAUUGCUGCCCUGCAGAACAACCGCUCCCCUGGUCCUCCCUCUUACGCCUCUCCUUGA